UUAUACUUAUUUGAAGUUAAAUUUAAAAUUCGACAUCAUGGGGUCGUUAAUUAAAAACAUCCCUUGAUUUAAUAUCCACCCACAUUUGUUGUCGUUCCAAAAAAAUAAUCUGACCCGGAAGACCCGACCCGGCUAUCCUUUUCGUUGUUAUCUUCAUUAAAAUAAAUCAAACAGAAGAAAUAAUUUUGAUGCAAAAAACCAAAAAAGCCAAAAUUCGAGAAGAAAGCGAAAAAGAAAAUGUUCUCAGUCUCAGCCUCUCUUCACCACUAACCCAGAAGAAUUCUGAGAGAGAGAGAGAGAGAGAGAAUCAAUGGGUUUGAUAUCAGCAAAAGAGACGAAGAACAACAACAGUAGAGGAAUGGGUUUGCUCUUAGUCUUCUUCCCCGACCACCACAACGACGACUCUCCUUCUUCCUCUUCCUCUUCUCCUUCUCCGGCAACAACUCUCUUCCGCUCCAGAUCUUCUCGUCUUCUCCUCUCCAAAGCUCAAUCCACAAUCUCAAUCUGCAUCCUCCUCCUCUUCCUCACUCUCUUCCUCUUCACUCUCUCCACCUUCGAACCUUCCUCUGGCUUUCCCGCCGUUUCUUCUCGUCCUCACCGUCGAUUUCUCCUCAAUCGCGACAUCUCCGGCUCUGAAUCUCGUCGUCGUUAUAACCGAUUCGCUCUCCAAGGAAUGGGUACUCUGUUUCUCAGAGGAACCAAGAGCAUGCACGAUUUGAUUGUUGCUCAUGUAGCUUCCGAUACGACGGAAGACGAUCUCCGUCUCUUCAUGCGGUUGCUUCACCGCUCCGGAGUCACUUCCAAAUCCGACGUCGUUCUACUCUUCAAUUCAGGUUCGAGAUUCGUCGAAUUGAUCGAAGAAGAGAACGACUCCUUCUUAAAACUCGUUGAUGUUCAUCGGAAUUCGAAUUCGUCGAAUCAAAUCGACUCCGUUUGGGGAUUUAAUCUGGCGAAUUUCAUGAAGAAGCAAUCGAGCAAGAAGGAGACAUCAUCAUCGUCAUCAGAGCCAAUUUGGGGGAAGAAGACUCAUCGAGCGAAUAAUUUCAACGAUUCGUCGUCAUUGAACAACUCGACCGAGUCAACCGAGUUGUUGACUCAUGGCUCAGUAGUGGGUUUCGACGUGACUGAGUUGGAUCCUGAAAACUCGCUAUCCGGGUUCAUGGAUCACGUUCCGAUAAGCUUGAGAAGAUGGGCGUGUUACCCAAUGCUGCUUGGUCGAGUAAGACGCAAUUUCAAACACGUUAUGCUCGUGGACGCUAAAACCUCCUUGUUCCUCGGUGACCCGUUAACCCGGAUUCGUAACCGGAGCCCCGAGUCAGUCCUCUUCUUUUCUAAACACAGUAGUAGCAAGAAAAGCUCCGAGGUUAAUCCGGCGAUUUUGAUCGGUGGAGCUAAAGGAAUCAGGAGAUUAGCUAGCUCCAUGCACACUGAGAUUGUGAGAGCGACGAUUCAGCAGCAGCAUAAGAAGAAGAACUCGGUUACGGAAUCGGUGGUUCUGAGUCAACUUGUUGGGAAUGUGCACAUGACGAAGAAUUUUGAGGUGGUUACGAGUGAGUCGGUGGUACCGGAAGCGAGUUCACUGGCUGAGUUAAGGACGAGAAACUCGGCGGCUUCGUCGAUAAAGAAUCAUGAUAUAAUACAACGAGGUGGUGGUAAUAGUAAUCAUAUUAUUGAUAUUAUUAUGAAACGUAUUUGUUCUUGUGAAUUAGAUUCUUCUGUUUAUAAUUACUGUUAGCAUUAUUAAAAUUACAAAAGAAAAAAAUAGGGAAAUUUUUAUUUUGUGUUCGAGAUUUUUGUACACAUUUGACAUUUGUUAUGUUGUUAGAUUUUUUAUUUUUCACGGAUGUUCUAUUAGUGUGUCCACGAUGUAUUCGUUAUUGAUUUGGUCUCCUUCGAUAUAAUCAUUUGAUAAAAUCAGGAAAAUACGAUUGUUUUGGAUUUAUACCGGAAAUGUCGGUAAUGGACCAUUUUUUGUAUUUAUUUAUUUUG
Molecule: messenger RNA, 1989 nt
Organism: Arabidopsis lyrata subsp. lyrata
Lineage: Eukaryota; Viridiplantae; Streptophyta; Magnoliopsida; Brassicales; Brassicaceae
Exons: 1
Coding region: 311-1735 (474 amino acids)
Source: RefSeq, a predicted model, not a curated record